Messenger RNA from Musca vetustissima, 1272 nucleotides. RefSeq names its product gram-negative bacteria-binding protein 2 (gene GNBP2). Gene Ontology annotation, molecular function: hydrolase activity, hydrolyzing O-glycosyl compounds. Gene Ontology annotation, biological process: carbohydrate metabolic process. The transcript has 4 exons. The record is from RefSeq and is a predicted model, not a curated record. The coding region runs from base 1 to 1272 and encodes 423 amino acids. NCBI's taxonomy places the organism in Eukaryota, Metazoa, Arthropoda, Insecta, Diptera, Muscidae.
AUGAAAAUCAUACCAAGUGAUGACCCAGGUAUUCGCAAAGUCAUUUAUUACAUAAAAAUCAAUGACAAAUGUCCGGGAUAUAUGGAUUUAGUUUUGGAAGGAAAUCCUGUUUGGAAAAUAACUCAGACCUCGAAUACUCCCCUCAAAGAUAAGGAUAAAAUAAAUAUUUCAAUAUUGGUGGACCACAAUGGAGAGGCAUAUAAAGACAAACAAUAUAUUGUUGUGGGUGAAAAUAAUAAUGUGGCCAUAAAAACCCCUAACAAUACUCCCACAACACCAUGCGGUGGUAUUAGUGGUGAUGAGAAACCCCAACCUCCCACCGAAGUGUGUGAACCAUCUCAAACUAUAGUCAAGGGUCUGAAAAAGAUUUGCAAAAAUCAACUAAUUUUUGAAGAGAAUUUCAACGAUGCCCAAAUCGAUCUCUCCAAAUGGUCAUUUGGUAUACGCAACCUGUUGACGGCACGUCAAAACGAGGAAUUUGUUUUAUACGAUAAUAGUCAUGAGAAUAUUUUCAUCGCUGAUGGAAUUUUAAAUAUUAAACCCACCUUUACACAAGUCAAUGCCAGAAUGGCGGCCAUUGAUUUUGGUAGCCGAUGUACUCCCGUGGAAAAUAACAUCAAAGAAUGUAAAGCUAGCACACAAUUCCCAUUCAAUUAUGUACCACCCAUUAAUUCAUCGAAUAUUAAUACAAGAAAUACUUUUCAAUUUAAAUAUGGUCGAGUUGAAAUACGAGCGAAAUUACCAAAGGGUAAUUGGUUAUUGCCAUAUAUAACCUUGGAAAACUAUGGUACAUUUCAACGCAGACAAAUGCGUAUUGCCUUUGCCCGUGGCAAUGAACAGCUGUUGAUUACAAAUCCCAUGAAGGAUAUUGGCGGACGUCGUCUAUACGGUGGUCUUGUAAAAUAUUUUGACCAAUACGAAAACAAUCUUAAAGAAUUAUAUGCCAAUGAACAUUUUGGAAAUGAUUUUCAUAUUUACACCCUGACAUGGACAAAUAACUCAAUAGCUGUUAGUGUUGAUGGUCGAACAUAUGGUGAAUUUCAGGAAAAUCUAAAUGAAUUUAAUGAUGAGUUUUUCAUAUCUGUUGGUGUCUCGGCGGGUGGUCAUCUGGAAUUCCCAGAUACUUUAGUAAAUCCUGAACACAAGCCAUGGAAAAAUACAUCACCCAAGGCUAUUGGUAUUUUUUGGCAAAAUAUCAAGGAUGGUCUUAUUUCAUGGGCUGAUGACAAUCAGACAAUGCGUAUAGAUUAUGUCAGGGUGUAUGCGGUUUAG